Chenopodium quinoa (quinoa) is the source of this 1308-nucleotide messenger RNA. Its product is annotated as putative disease resistance RPP13-like protein 1. Bases 1 to 1308 code for a protein of 435 amino acids. NCBI's taxonomy places the organism in Eukaryota, Viridiplantae, Streptophyta, Magnoliopsida, Caryophyllales, Amaranthaceae. The record is from RefSeq and is a predicted model, not a curated record. The transcript has 3 exons.
AUGGGAUGCAAACCAUCAGAAGUAAGGAUAUAUGUGCCAUAUACCAUCAGAUUUAAUUUGUUUGUUGCUUUGAAGUCUAUACAAGCACUUGAUUUAAGUGGAAGCCAUAUAAUUGAGCUGCCAAGUUCUAUAGGGAAUGUGGUACAUUUAUGUUACCUUGAUCUUUCGUUUACUUUAAUUGAGAGUUUACCUGAAUCCAUUGAUCAGCUUCAUCAACUGCAAACCUUGAGACUUGAAGGGUGUACGCAUUUAUAUAACCUUCCUGAUGGAAUGAAGGUGCUAAUUGGCCUUCGUUAUUUGGAUUUUGAUGUUUUGGGCCAGCUAACUUGUAUGCCCAAAGGUGUAGGAGCUCUUACCGAGCUUUGCACACUAUCAGCAUUCAUUGUAGAGUCUGGAGAGGGUUGUACCAUUAGAGAACUUAAGUACAUGAAUAACCUUAAAGGAAGUUUUUGUAUUUCUGGUUUGGAAAAUGUGGCUGAUCAUGAAGCCCAAACAACUACUUUAUCUGAUAAAAAGUACCUUACUCGGUUGCAACUAAGAUGGAAUGACUUCAAAUCUUACGAUGAUCAAAAGCGAAGUGACAUAUUUUGGACUACUAAUUAUCUUGAGCCAAAUUCAUGUUUGGAAGAGUUGCAAAUAUUAUAUUAUCCUGGCUUAAAAUUGCCACCUUGGAUAGGCUCUCCAUUGUUUAAGGAGCUUGUUAGUAUAACCCUCCUCAAGUGUGCAAUAAAAGAACUCCAUACCAAAUUAGGAAAGUUACCGACUCUCAGGUAUCUGAAUAUUACUUUCAUGUACGAAUUGACAAAUAUUGAUUACAGGGUUCAUAGGUAUUAUGGUGAAGAUCCCGGCAGUUUUCCUAAAUUGGAGGCACUACGAAUUGAUGGCAUGCCUAAAUUAGCAACUUGGGAUGGAGUAUGUUAUGGUGAUUUUCCACUUCUUACGGAGCUUGUUGUAAGGCAAUGCCCCAAGCUGAGUGUGCUUCUGUUUCUUCCACAUCUUCCCUCCUUGAGGCAUCUAGAAAUAAGCCACUGCAAAGUGCUGAAAUCUCUGUCACAUGGACCAACAUUGUCAACGUCACUAGAAACUCUUGUAAUAGAUGCUUGUCCUUUGUUGAAAAAGAGAUACAUGAGGGGAGGUGAAGGCUGGUUCGAGAUUGAAUAUAUUCCAGAUAUAACAAUUGAUUUGAAAGAUGUUCGUUCUACUCAAGAAGAUGGUGCUGAUGAUGAUACUUCGUCUGCAGGUUCAAAUUCAGAUAGUUAUUAUUCUGAGGGUUUAGACAAUGAUGUACAUCCUUAUGACUCCUGCUAG